Molecule: messenger RNA, 732 nt
Organism: Diaporthe citri
Lineage: Eukaryota; Fungi; Ascomycota; Sordariomycetes; Diaporthales; Diaporthaceae
Exons: 2
Coding region: 1-732 (243 amino acids)
Molecular function (GO): peroxidase activity
Source: RefSeq, a predicted model, not a curated record
AUGCCUUCGUUCAAGACGUUAUGCCUCACCACGGCAGCCGCACUCAUUCCCUUCAGCGCUGCUCUGGACGAGGCGACAUAUCCAUUCCAACCGCCAACAGACACAGACGUCCGAGCACCCUGCCCGGGUCUCAACGCCCUUGCCAACCACGGAAUGCUACCCCGUGACGGCAAAGGCAUCGACAUCGAGAUGCUCACGGACGCAGCGUACAAGGGCUUCACCAUCGCCGGCGACGCCACGCAGGUGUUCGGAAGCUUGGCCUUCCAGACGUCCACGACUGGCAACGCAUCGACGUUCAAUCUGGACGAUCUCAAGCAGCACAACCCACACGUCCUCGAGCACGAUGGGUCAAUGUCGAGAAAUGACUCGUACUGGGGCGACAACCUCUCGUUCAAUGACCAGGCUUGGGCAAGGACUCUGGAGAACUGGGGAGACAAUGACGUUAUCACCUUCGCAGUAGCCGCGGCUGAAAGGACAGCACGCUUUGCAUAUGGCGCCGCCACGAAUCCUGAGUUCGAUGCUAGCUCUGCCCAGACGACCUCGCUGCUGGAGUACUCGUUGAUCCUGUCUGCAUUUGGGGACUUGGUCGAAGGCAACGCAAACGCCACGUUCAUCAAGUACCUCUUUGAGAAGGAAAGACUGCCAAUUGAGCUUGGAUGGCAGCCACCAACUUCCAACAUGACGAUUGCCGGUGCGCAGGCCAUGGCGGCCAAAAUAGCUGUGUUGCUGUAA